UUAAUCCCUCUUUUUCGCCCAGUUUCCCAAGCCAGCCUUGCCCGCCUUUACCAGCGGUUCCAGGCCUUGGACAAGGAUGACAAGGGCUACCUCACCCGAUACGACCUGGAAGGGAUUGGUGAGUUGGCGGUGAACCCCAUUGGAGACCGGAUCGUCAACGCCUUCUUCCCAAACGGGAGCGAGGUGGCUGACUUCCGUUCGUUUGCUCGUGUGCUCGCUCACUUCCGGCCAGUGGAGGGACCUGGCAACUCGGAGGACAUCAACAGCCGCCUUAGCAAGCUGAAGUUUGCUUUUCAGCUGUAUGACCAAGACAAGGAUGGCAAGAUCUCACGAGCUGAAAUGCUACAGGUCUUGAGAAUGAUGGUUGGCAUCCAGGUGACAGAUGACCAGCUUGAGAACAUCACCGACCGAACCAUCCAAGAGGCCGACAGAGAUGGAGACAACGCUAUCUCCUUCGAGGAGUUUGCCAAGUCGGUGGAAAAGCUGAAUAUUGAGCGGAAGAUGAGUCUGCGGAUCCUGAAAUGAUGGAGGUCCAGAGCGUCCCCCAAAUGGGAUUUGUGGCAAAGGCAAGGAGAACAUCCGCGCCCGGUCAGAUCUCUCGCUGGUUCCUGAUAGUCUCGCGGGCGCCCAGUUCACAGAACGCCUGUUGCAAGACGGGAGCCACGGGCUGGGGGCAGCUGACGCUUGGAGUCUGGUCCGCUGUCUGAGAGCAGGCCUCCGGUUAUAUAUUGGGAGAACUGCAAUCAGAAACUGAGCUUUUUGUUUAACGGUGAGGCGCUUAUUUCAUGCGUGAGGAUGCGUGGCAGGCCCUUUUGACUGUUUCAGAGAAAGGGGUAGAAUUCUCUGCUCCUUAUCACCCGCGCCCAUAUAGGAUGUCUUGGAAAGGGUGUUUUCUGGCUGUUUUGCCGUGUGUUUAGGAUGUGCGCAUUGUGAGUCCUUGUCUGGACAACUUUUGUUAACCAGGGGCAAAGGAGGGUCAACCAGGAAGCUUCUAGAGUCAAGCCAGGCCAUUUACUGAUCCAGUUAAUCCAGUCUUAUCAGUACUGAUUGGCAACGACUAACCCUACAAGAAAAGGAUGGAAUGUUUGGGACUGUUUCGCUCCACCAAAAAAGCCAUUAAGGAAGAACACAACUGAGGUUCAUAAAACCGUGCAUGAAGUGCUUAGGGAGAAUUUUUCUCCUUCCCCCCAAACACGAGGAUCAAAGAAGUUGAUGGGAAGGAAAUCUAAACUAGACAACUGCCAUUCUUCAGGUGUGUUUCGUUACUCUGUCGAAUUCAUAAGCACAAGCCGUGGAAAUGGCUGCUAAUUCGUUGGAUUUCAGAAGGGACCAGACACAUCCACAGCCAGGUUAAUCAAGGGCUCUCGGUCUGAAAGUCAGUGACCUCCAAAUGCCAGUUCAGGGGAACAGGCGGGAGGGGAGGGUCUCCAUCUGCUUGUGAGUACCCGAGAGGCAAAACCGUGCAAAGCAAAAAUGCUUGAUAGUCAUCGGCUUUAGCCUGAUCCAGCUGGCCUGUGCUGAUGUUCACGGCUCACUGAGGCUUUCCUGAAGAUGCUAGCGCUGGACUUUAGACAACGCAGGUGCUCUGCCCAGCUGCAGCCUUUACCAAUUGGAUUGCACACCCCUAAAGUGUUGACAUUGACCCUGCCCCUUUUAAACCACACUCCUAAGAGAUAAGGGCCAGCAAAAUUCUGCCGUAGACUUACAACGAUAUAGAUUAAAAGCUUCAUUAACCUGGA
Molecule: messenger RNA, 1739 nt
Organism: Python bivittatus (Burmese python)
Lineage: Eukaryota; Metazoa; Chordata; Lepidosauria; Squamata; Pythonidae
Source: RefSeq, a predicted model, not a curated record